AUGAUUACAGUAAUCACAUGUGUUACAACACUACUGUGUUUAAUUAUCUGGUUUCUAUUAAAAUGGAGGAAAGUGAAAAAUUUUUGGGCUGACAGGGGCGUUCCUCAUUAUUCCCCGCAUCCCAUUUUCGGUAGUCUCACGUUUUUGCAGCGGAAAAAUCCUGCAGUAUGGAUGAAGCAAGUUUACAACGAGUUCAAAUCACCAUACGUCGGUAUGUGGGCAUUCUGGAGACCAGGUCUGGGGAUCAACUGCCCAGACUUGGCCAGGAAGGUGCUGGUCAAAAACCAUGAAGUGUUCAAGAACAGAUUCUUGAGUUCUGGGAAGUCAGACCCGAUUGGGGGUCUUAAUUUGUUUACUGUAAAUGAUCCAACCUGGUCCUUUCUAAGACGACGUCUAACAAUACUCUUUACGGCAGCUCGACUGAGAAGCCUAAACAGCUUACUAUCAGCCAAAUCCAAUGAUUUGAUAAAGCGGAUCAGAGAUGACAUGUCCAAUAAAGAUCCUCUUAACUUGAGGGUCCUAUGCUCAGACUUUACAACAGACGUAAUAGGAGAAGCUGCGUUUGGUCUCACCAGUGAGUCAGUCAGGACUGGUGAUAGCCUGAUGAGGAGAAUCACCAAGGAGUUUGUCAAAUUCAACCUUCAUAGAGGAUUGUGUUGGUCCAGUAUCUUCUUUUUUCCUGAAAUGGUUGAUGUUUUUAGAUUUUCCCUAUUCCCGAAAGAUUCAUUAGAGGUUUUACGUCACAUAUUCAGAACUAUAAUAAACCAGAGAGGAGGUUAUGAGAAGGAGGUCAAAGAAUGCAGGGACCUCCUUGAUGCUCUACUGAAGAUCAGGCAAGAAGCUGCCGAGGAUAACGAAGAGAUUAGUGAGGAUUUAUUACUUGCUCAGGCCGCCAUCUUCCUUCUGGGAGGUUUCGACACUUCAGGGGUAACAUUGACGUGGACUUUGUAUGAACUGGCUUGGAAUCCGCUGUGUCAGGAGCGACUGUAUCAAGAACUUUUGGACGCAAAACAAAAGAACGGUGGCAUGGAUUUGGACGCUAGUUCUCUUGCUGAACUGACAUAUAUUAACUGUGUUAUAAAAGAGGCAUUACGCAAAUUCCCUUCAAUGGGUUGGUUGGACCGCAUUGCAUCACAAGACUACAAAAUCGACGAGAAUCUAACUAUACCCAAGGGAACAGUGGUGUAUGUGAAUGCGGUGGGAAUGCAGCAAGAUCCUAAGUACUUCCCGAACCCUCAGAUAUAUAAUCCUGACCGGUUCCUUCCAGAAAAUGAGAGAAAUAUUACUCCUUAUACGUUUUUACCUUUCGGAGAUGGACCAAGGGGUUGCAUUGGUAAACGCUUCGGCUAUCAGACAGUCCGAUGUGGAUUGGCGGCCAUUAUACUCAAUUAUGAAAUACGGGCCCUACCCAACAUGCCGAAGCCAAACGAGUGUCAUAUUGAAAAGAAUGGACUCUUCCUAGGUCCAGACAAGAAACUUUCUAUAGAAUUUAGACUUAGGAAUUAACGU
Molecule: messenger RNA, 1509 nt
Organism: Spodoptera littoralis (African cotton leafworm)
Lineage: Eukaryota; Metazoa; Arthropoda; Insecta; Lepidoptera; Noctuidae
Source: the annotation of a GenBank genome assembly